UUUAAUUCCAAGAUUACAGAUACUCUUCUGAUCUCAUUCUCUUCUACCGCCAAGUGUCCUUGUUUACAUUUCCUUUCAAUAGAUGGUUUGUGUGUGUGUGUUAUUGAUAAAUAAAAUUGAAGAUAGAUUUUAACCAUUGUGACUGUUAGUAAGUUUGUUGUUAAAUGACCAUUGGCCUGUUCCAAUCCUUUAUAUGUAACAGGAAAAAUGUUGAGUUGAUUAUUAAUAAUUUGGAGCUCUCUACAGGUAAUGGAUAGUAAGCUUUUGCCUGUUUAAAUAUAAUGUAGACAUUUUCCCCCCCAGUAUUUUUAUUUCUUAAAGUCAUAACUUUUUGUGUUAAGAUCUGUAAGUUAUGUUCAUUGGCUUCUGAACUUUCUCAUAAUUAGGCAUGUUAAAUUAUAUUUUUAAAAAUUCUAUCUUAUGCUUCUAUCAACUUUAUUUUUCAAAUGUGCCUAAGUUUUACCUUUGCAUUUGGUUUGAGGGAGGACUCUAGCUUUUUCUCUCCCCAGUGCAUCACAAGUUUUCAUAACAAUUCAUUGAAUAAUUCAUUCUUUGGAUGGACUUCAGGAAUAUUAAUUGAAACAAAAUAGGUUUUUUAUCAGCAAACCAAGCAACUAAACUACCUAAAACCCUCUAAUGUAUCUUGGCUAAGAUAUUUUCAGUAUAGUUUACAUCUAAUUUUUGGUAUCAAUUAUUUUAGAUUUUCUAUUAUAUUUUUUAUUUGUUGUUAUUUUAUUUUUGUUAUUAUUAUUUGAUCUUAAUGGAUGCUGGCCAAGGAAAAGUUCACACAAUUAGGAUUGUCAUCUUUUUUCACUGACUCAUUUCUUUUUUCCAAAAAAUGUUCACUGAGCAUCUAUCAUGUGUUACAUAGUCUGCUGUAUGCUGGGAAUAGUCAUAAGCAAGACUGGGUCUUCAUGAAGUUCUCUUGUAAGGAAGACCAAAACAAAGAUUUCAAAGUCAAUUAUGAAGGAAAUUAAGUGAUGACAGAGGGUGUGGAGAAGUCCUAUUUUAACAAAGUGAUCAAGGAGCCCACUCUGAAGAUCUGUCACUUGAGCUAAGAAGUGAAGAGAUGCAAUGGCUCAUCUUGAUUCUGAGGUGAAAGAAGAAUGUCUGAGAGAAGACCUGAGGUUUUACUUCAUGAACCCUUGUGAAAAAUUCCGAGCCAGACAACAGAUUCCGUGGAAAAUGGGUUUGCAGAUUUUGAAGAUAGUCAUGGUCACCACACAGCUUGUUCGUUUUGGUUUAAGUAACCAGCUGGUCGUUGCUUUCAAAGAAGAAAACACUGCUGCUUUUAAGCACCUGUUUUUGAAAGGAUAUUCUGGUUCAGAUGAAGAUGAUUACAGCUGCAGUGUGUAUACCCAAGAGGACACAUAUGACAGCAUCUUUUUUGCUAUUAAUCAGUUUCAUCGGCUAAGGAACUUAUCUCUGGGGACCCUUGGUUAUGGAGAAAGCGAAGACAACAGGAUUGCUUUAAAAGUCUGUAAGCAGCAUUACAAGAAAGGGACCAUGUUUCCUUCUAAUGAGACACUGAAUAUUGACAGCGACAUUGAAAUAGACUGCAUUCACCUAGACCUUGAGGCCCUCUCCAAGGACACUCAGGACUGGAAGAAUUCAUCAUUCUUCAGGCUGGAAUUUUAUCGGCUCUUGCAAGUUGACAUCUCCUUUCAACUCAAAGGCAUUGACCUGCAGACGAUUCAUUCCCGAGAGCUUCCAGACUGUUACGUAUUUCAGAAUAUGAUUGUCUUUGACAAUAAAGCUCACAGUGGCAAAAUCAAAAUCUAUUUUAACAGUGAUGCCAAAAUCGAGGAAUGUAAAGACUUGAAAAUCUCUGGAUCUAUUCAGAAAAACACUCAGUAUGUCCUGGUGUUUGAUGCAUUUGUCAUUGUGAUUUGCUUGGCAUCUCUUAUCCUGUGCACAAGAUCCAUUGUUCUUGCGCUGAGGUUACGAAAGAGAUUCCUAAAGUUCUUCCUGGAGAAAUACAAGCGACACGUGUGUAAUGCCGACCAGAGGGAGUUUAUCAACCAAUGGUAUAUCCUGGUGAUUAUCAGUGACCUCCUGACAAUAAGUGGGUCCGUGUUAAAAAUGGAAAUUAAAGCCAAGAAUCUCACAAACUACAAUCUGUGCAGCAUUUUGCUUGGAACGUCUACGCUCUUUGUCUGGGUUGGCGUCAUCCGAUACUUGGGUUACUUCCAAGCCUAUAAUGUGCUCAUUUUAACAAUGCAAGCCUCGUUGCCAAAAGUUCUUCGCUUCUGCGCAUGUGCUGGUAUGAUCUAUCUGGGUUACACCUUCUGCGGCUGGAUUGUCUUAGGACCAUAUCACAACAAGUUUGAAAAUCUGAACACGGUUGCUGAAUGUCUGUUUUCUCUGGUCAACGGUGAUGACAUGUAUGCGACCUUUGCUCACAUCCAGCAGAAGAGCCAGUUGGUGUGGCUGUUCAGUCGCCUGUAUUUAUAUUCCUUCAUCAGCCUUUUCAUAUACAUGAUUCUCAGCCUUUUCAUUGCACUUAUUACAGACUCUUAUGACACCAUUAAGAAAUACCAACAGAAUGGGUUUCCUGCCACGGAUCUUCAGGAAUUCCUGAAGGAGUGUAGUAGCAAAGAGAAGUGUCAGGAAGAGUCACCAGCUUUCCUGUCCAGCAUCUGCUGUCUGAGGAGGAAUAGAAGUGAUGACCACUUGAUACUUAUUAACUAAAAUCCUCCUGCUGACGAUGAUCAAGUUUCAGGUCUCCCUAUUGAAUGACAAUGUAGAGGGGUCCCAAAUGGCUUGGACAAGCACUUCCAAAAACACCAAUUGUGGAUGGGGAAAGAGGACUGUCAGCUGGCUGAAUAGAACUGAAGUUCCAAAGUUCCUUUUUAUAAACUUGAAUGAUGAAGAACAGACCACAGUCACCUCCUGGGCAUUAGUGUCAUAGAGCAGUGACAGUGAAAAUCUGUCUUGGUCUUUUAAAUUAUGAUGUCAUAUUUCAGAGUGGGUAAAACAAUGGUAUUUAAAGCCAUGUAUUUAAAGAUGUGAGUUUAUCAUCAAAUACAGGUUUGUCUUAAAGUGAUUCUUGGGUGAGAAGACAUUUAUUAAUCCAUGGUCUGCACAAAACAGAAACUGGUUGCACUACCAACUUAGAAACUCAAUGCUGGAGAACUAUUAAGCCAUGUAAUACACUUAAAUCAACAAAAAGACCUCUUGCAGUGGACAUCUCUUGGCCUGUUUUCCUAUGGUCUUCUCAGGAUGAUCUGAAGAAACUGUUGGUAAAGUCAGUGGGAAGAAUUGGAAACAAAGUUGUUUGGACACCUUGUCACUUGUGCUCCUUGUUGGUUGUAUACCCGGGACAUGUGGACAUUAUACUACAGCCGUGGCCACUCAUUUCAACACCUGAACUCCACUGUGGUGGGGAUUUACCCUUGUCAAGCAAGGAAGGUGGUAUUUUUUUUUUCCAAAAUAAAUUAAAUUUAUUUUUAUCAUAACA
Molecule: messenger RNA, 3460 nt
Organism: Cervus elaphus (red deer)
Lineage: Eukaryota; Metazoa; Chordata; Mammalia; Artiodactyla; Cervidae
Gene: MCOLN2
Product: mucolipin TRP cation channel 2
Exons: 14
Coding region: 1075-2691 (538 amino acids)
Cellular component (GO): lysosomal membrane; plasma membrane
Molecular function (GO): NAADP-sensitive calcium-release channel activity
Source: RefSeq, a predicted model, not a curated record